AUGGUCUUCACACCGCCAUCAUAUGUCCCCCAAUUGCCAGAUAUUCCGGAUUCCAUCACCAUUGAAGAGUUCCUACGUGAUGAGAAGCACGGCAGGCUCCUCCCGCUGGCCAAGUCCAGAAACCCGUACACAUGUGGCCUCACGGGCAAGACCUACACCGCCGUCCAGGUAGCUGAGCGGACAGACCUGCUGGCGCGCGCGAUUGGCAAGCGAUUGGGCUUCAACCUUCACGAGGAAACCGAGUGGGAGAGAGUUGUCGCGAUAUACUCAGUCAACGCGAUCGACUAUCUUCCCUUUACCCACGCCAUCCACCGCCUGUCCGGCAUCGUCACGCCAGCCAGCGCCGCCUACUCUGCGCAAGAGCUCGAGCACCAGCUCCGUACAUCGGGAGCCAAGGCCGUAUUCACCUGCACCCCCCUGCUUGACAAUGCGCUCAAGGCCGCCGACGCCGUGGGAAUCCCCCGAGACCGCAUCUUCAUAGUGCCCGUUUCGGGCUUCGACAAUCCCGCGCCAUAUGUGACCAUUGACGAUUUGGUUGCUGAAGGCAGCAAGCUGCCGCCGCUGAAGCCUCUUCAUUGGAUCAAGGGGCAGGGCGCAAGACAGACAGCCUAUCUUUGCUAUUCCAGCGGCACUUCUGGCAUGCCGAAAGCCGUCAUGAUUUCCCACGCCAACGUAAUUGCCAACGUCCUCCAGGUCUUCCACUUUGAGAGCAUCCCCCGCAAACAAAUCAGCGUCGAGACGCAGAAUUACCUUGGAGUGUUGCCGUUUUCACACAUAUACGCGCUUGUUCUCGUCUGUACCCUCGGCCAGUUCCGCGGCGAUCAAGCCAUUGUGCUGCCAAAGUACAACUUUGACGAUCUACUCGGCGCCACCCAGCGCUUUGGCAUUGAGCAGCUGUUCGUCGUCCCGCCGAUGCUCAUCCACGUCAUCAGUAACCCUGACAAGGUCGCCAAGUACAAUCUCAGCAGCGUGCGCUUCGUCUACUGCGGCGCAGCUCCGCUAGGUCCCGAAGUUGUCGACUCGUUGCUCAAGAUGUUCCCGAAAUGGCGUAUUGGCCAAGGCUAUGGCAUGACGGAAUGUUCGCCCACCGUCUGCACGACAAGCGAGCUGGACGUGCUUUCAGGUUCAUCUGGCUCUCUGCUACCAGGGAAGCGGGCCAAGCUCAUCGAUCUCGAGGGCAAAGAAGUCACCACUUACGACACUCCGGGAGAGCUGUUGGUUCAAUCGCCGGCCGUCGUCCUGGGAUACUUGAACAAUGAAAAGGCCAAUGCCGAGACAUUUCUCCAUCACGAAGAUGGCCGCUGGCUGCGAACAGGGGACGAAGUCAUCAUACGAAAGUCGGCACAGGGCCACGAGCACAUUAUUGUCGUCGAUCGCAUCAAGGAGCUGAUCAAGACCAAGGGCCAUCAAGUUGCUCCAGCAGAACUAGAAGCCCACCUCCUCAGCCAUCCCUAUGUCUCCGACUGCGCCGUCAUCCCCGUCCAUGACACUUACGCCGGCGAGGUGCCCAAAGCCUACGUCGUCAAAUCCGACACCGAAUGCAGUGGCAAAUCCGACAAGGACAUUGAGGCCGCCGUCCAAAAGCACGUCAAGGAGCACAAGGCCAAGCACAAGUGGCUCGCUGGCGGCAUCGAGUUCAUUGACGCCAUUCCCAAGAGCCCCAGCGGCAAGAUUCUACGGCGCCUGCUGCGAGACAAGGAGAAGAAGGCAAGGCAGGCCAAUGGAGCGAAACUAUGA
This is a messenger RNA of Trichoderma asperellum CBS 433.97, 1737 nucleotides long. RefSeq lists its product as uncharacterized. The record is from RefSeq and is a predicted model, not a curated record. Gene Ontology annotation, molecular function: CoA-ligase activity. NCBI's taxonomy places the organism in Eukaryota, Fungi, Ascomycota, Sordariomycetes, Hypocreales, Hypocreaceae.